Molecule: messenger RNA, 2617 nt
Organism: Chanos chanos (milkfish)
Lineage: Eukaryota; Metazoa; Chordata; Actinopteri; Gonorynchiformes; Chanidae
Gene: rnf216
Product: ring finger protein 216
Source: RefSeq, a predicted model, not a curated record
AUGGCAGAUGGUACAAGUGACGAUGAUGUGGUUCAUUUAGCUAGUUUUCACACUCAUCGCCACCAAGGAAAUGAUUUUAGAAGAACCUACAUAACCAUAUCUGACGAUUCUGAUGAUGACCCUGUCACGUUCGUCGGCCAGGUUAUGGUCAAGGAUGAGGAAGAUGCGGAGGAAGUUAGCAUAAUAGAGACACGGAUUCUGCCUCAGCGCAGGUUCAUCAGGCCCGCAGCUGAGUGGGGGGGGGGCACUUCCCGCGGCCCCACCCCGGGACCCGGUCAGGCUCCCGCCAACAAGCAGCUUUUAGUAGCAACUGUUCAUCCCACAUCAGGAGACAAAGCCAUAGGUGUCUUUAAAGAGGACCAGAAUGCUGUACCCUCCACCUCUAGAGACAAUGCCUUGCCCAGACCCCCCCUGCCUGCCAGGGAUGCCCACGCCCCCAUAGCCCUCCUCCGUGCGGUUAAUCAGGGCGUCUCUGUGAUCACUCCCGCCAGGACAGAGUUACCGGCCAAUCCCGUGGCGGGCCACGCCCUUGUGAUCGACAUCCAGCAGGAGCCAGAAAGAGACGGAGCCGCGUUGCCGGAUCAGAGCGCCGCGGGCCCCGGGCCGGCGACCGACGUCCGGCAGAGGACCGAGGCGCCUGCGGUUCCGGCCCAGGUCCAGGCCAGUCCACAGAGGGACCCUCCACAGAGGCUGCAGGGCGUGGUCGUCGUCCCGGUGCAGCCGGCGGCUGUGGUAAGGCAGGACGCUCAGCAGGAGGAACCGCGGCCCGUGGCUCCGCAGGCACAGGCGAUGGUGGACGACGAGGUGCCGGGGCCAUCUGUUCCCAGGCAGGAUCAGGGAGAACAGCCGAGGGAUCAGGCUCUACUCAGCUCUCUGGUGAAGGGAGUGGUGGACCUCUUCCCCGACGUGGUCGAAUCCUACGUGGUGGAGUUAAUCCAGAAAAACGGUCUGAAAGAUUUAAACGUUAUAUGCAAUAUCCUGCUGGAGAACCCUGAUUAUCCACGGAAAGCCAACACCGUCGUGGCUCAAACUAGUAUUCUCUUUCAGACAAAUGACACUGAAGCCCAGGAAAACGAGGAUUAUUUUGAUUAUUCCAAGCUGCAAACGGUCGGCCCAGAGGUCGUGAUGCAUGCUGCAGACAUACUGAUGGGAGACUUUAGGAUGCUGAGCUGUCAAGACAUCAAAUGGGCACUGAAUUCUCUUAAAGGACACUAUGCAAUCACCCGCAAGGCCUUAUUUGAAGCCCUUAAAAAGUGGCAAGCCAAUUCCACUGACCCCUCAGGGAAAAGAAAGAGGAAAAGAGAGCCAAGCGAACGUCCUUUCAUAGACUUCAAGUUUGAGCAUGGUUCUUUUCGAUUAGAGAGACGUAUGUACUUUCUGGAGAAGAACCGUAAAUGGUGGAGACCGGCGGGAACGGCGCUGGAGCCGUCUGUAAUGAAAGAAGUGCAGUUUUACGAGCAGAAGGCCAAGGAGAUGGCUGAGCAUGAAGAUUUUUUACUGGCUUUGCAAGUGAAUGAGGAGCAGUAUCAAAAGGAUGGUCAGCUGAUUGAAUGUGGCUGCUGCUGUGGAGAUUUCGCCUUUGAGGAGAUGACCCAGUGUACAGACGGGCAUCUCUUCUGUAAGGAGUGCCUCGUGAAAUACGCCCAGGAGGCUGUGUUCGGCUCAGGACGGUUGGAGCUGAGCUGUAUGGAGGGAAGUUGUAGCUGCUCGUUUCCCACCACUGAGCUGGAGAAGGUUCUACCUGAGAACAUCCUGAGUAAGUACUACGAGCGCCAGGCUGAGGAGGCUGUGGCCGCGACCUGCGCUGACGAACUGGUCAGGUGUCCGUUCUGUAGCUUCCCAGCUUUACUGGAUAAAGAUAUUUCCCUCUUCAGCUGUCCCAACCCUCGCUGCAGAAAGGAAAGCUGUCGGAAAUGCCAGGUAUUGUGGAAAGACCACGCGGGGAAGACCUGCGAACAGGUGCUAGAGCAAGACGAGAUUCGCCUACGGGUGGCCUUCGAGGAGAGGAUGACGGCCGCCCGCGUACGUAAAUGCCACAAGUGUGGCACGGGCCUGGUCAAGUCGGAGGGCUGUAACAGGAUGUCUUGCCGCUGCGGGGCCUUCAUGUGCUACCUCUGCCGCGAACCCAUCAACGGCUACAACCACUUCUGCCAACACGCUCGCUCGCCCGGUGCCCCCUGCCGCCACUGCAAAAAGUGUUCGCUCUGGACCGACCCCACGCAAGACGACGAGCGGCUCAUUCAGGAGAUUCAGAAAGAGGGAGAAGCGGAACUGAAUAAGAAAAACCCACAGUCAGAAAGCCCAGAGAAAAGAGUGGGUCCCCCUCCCGAGUCGACGCCCACCAAGAGGCCCCGUCUGGAGCCCAUCCCCAACGUAGCGGCGGCUAUGGCCGCGGGUCCGCCCCACGCCCCGGCUGCGGCGGUCCACGCGCCGCUGCUGGUACCGCAGGUGGUUCUGCCUGGUCCCCCUCACGCCGGCCUCUUCAUCCAGCCUGUCCCACUCGCUCCUCUUCCUCGCAUGAACAACCCUAAUGCCAACUUCAACAUCAACAUGCCUAUGCACUACGGUCCACACCACCGCUUCUUCAGAUUCCUCUGAGAGGUGACGGACAUUGGUA